Cinara cedri is the source of this 24559-nucleotide messenger RNA. The record is from the annotation of a GenBank genome assembly. Lineage: Eukaryota; Metazoa; Arthropoda; Insecta; Hemiptera; Aphididae.
GUUCUUUUCAUAAUGAUAAGAAAAAAAAUAUCUCAUACAAAUCAAAAAAAAAUGUAAAUUAAUUCAAAUAAUAAUUUAAUAUUGGUUUGUGUGUCAGCCUCUACCACUUAAUAUCGUUAUUAUUGUUGAUACCUAUCUAUACAACUCGAUUCUGAGAACUGUUAUUUAUCAAUUCUCUAUAUCUAAUAAUUUUGAUUUCAAAGGUAUGUCUUAUAUUCAGUUUAUUUAUACUUUUAUUGUUAUUCUAAGUUCACCAAAAUGUAUUGUACAUAAAAUACAUAUAUAAUAACUUAUUAUUAUGGUAAUGGUUUAAGAGUUAAUCAAUGUGAUCUGAUAAAAAUUGUAUUUCUGUCAUAAAUGAAGUUUAGAGAUAAGGAAACAAACUCUUAAAAAAAUGAGACGACAAAGUGUAUGAUUUUUCUGCCACCAGAAGCGCGUCAUUCGAUUAGAGUACUGUUUUAUUUUGUCAUGCUUUUACAUUAUAUUUGAUUUAAUGAGGGUUAUGUACAUAUUUCAUUUAUUUUCAAAUUAAAACUACAUUUGGUAUCAAUAAACAACUUCCAUUCUCUGUGGCUAAAUAUUUUAAGGAACAAAAAAGAUUUUUCGGACUUUUUGUGAUUAAAAUAAUUUUCUGAUGGAAAACAUCAUGUGCAUUUUAAAACUACAAAAUCGAUAAUGUUGUAAUCGGUCAUUUUUCGUAAUUUAGUUAGGAUUGUCUUUGGCUUUUUUAAUUAAAUAAGAUUUAUUAUUAAAAAAAAUAGUAGAUUGGGAAAUAUACAUGGAACUGCUCCUCUUAAUAUAAGUAUAAUUCUUUUAAUUUUGACUGUUCCAUCAAAUACAGUAAUCUCGUCAAAAAAUAGAUCAUCAUUCUUUUCAAAAUGAAAUUUACACACAUGAUAUUUGACCACUUUGUGUGAGAGAAUUUUGUCUUUUCUAGGAAUAAUUUAAUUCCAUUUUGCAAGAAGCUCUGUAUUCUAAAUGAAAUAUGUAAAAAAUGUAUAAAUAAGAAAAUUUGAAUGUUUUAUGAUAUUGUACCACACAGAGUCUAAUAUGUAAUAUUCAAUUACUUGUAUCAGAAAAUUUAACAAAAUUUAAUCAAAAUUGUAUUAUACAUUAUUCUAAAUAUAUUACUUAAUUAUUGUAUAACAAUGUAAGGUUAAAUUGAUCAAGUUGGUAUGCUCAUAGUUAAAGUUUAUACUUUAGCGAUUUAAUUUUUUGUUGAAAAGCUUUACUAAUGGCAUAUGUACACAAAACUAAUAUCAUAGUUUAUUACCCAAUAUAAUAUUAAAAUUCAUUUUAGGUACACAGUUUGAUAUUAAUAUUUCUCAUAUUUUGAAGCUAAGGAUAAGUAAAAAAAAAAAAGCUGUUUUUUUUGGUUUAAUGGGAUGGUUGCAGUCACCGUUAUAGGUAAUUCAAUAUAUACCUAUAAGCAAUGAUAAGCUAAUAACGAAAAUAAAAUAUAUAUAUAUGACAUGUUAUUGUCAAAUAAUUAAAUAGGCAUAUAUUUUCAUUAAUAAUAUUUGUUUAAUAUUGUUACAAUUUUCCUAUGUUUUUCCCAGUUUUUAAGAUUUGCUGGGAAAAUUCUUAAGAAAAUAAAAAAAUUACCACCCUAAAGACUAUUUUUUAAAACUAUAAGCUUCUUUGUUCCACUCAGAAUCUAAAAUUUAUCUAUAGACACCAGCCACUUGUAUGAGUAUUUCAUACACUUUAUAUGACAUUUUAAUUUCACUGGGCGUUUUAUUGGACAAACCACUAAAAAAACCUAAAUUAAAAUAAAUAAUUGAAAUAUAAUUAACAUUUAAAAAAUAAAUACUUUAUAUUCAAAACUAAAAUUUAAUAAUAAUCACAAUCAUCAUUAUCAUCAUAUAUAUUUGAAACAGUUAAUUUAAAAAAAUAUUUUACAAAUCUCAGUAUUGAAAUAAUUAGAAUAAUUAAAUUUAUAUAUAUAUAUAUAUAUAUAUAAAGGUUAGACAUAAUAUUUUGAGAAAAUAUCAAUAUCUAUAAAAUAUUAAAGUUGAUGUAUUUUAAACGUAUGUGAGCUAUUUAUUUAUAUUCUUAAGUGAACGUCUUAGAGGAAAAUUAAAAAUCCAAAAAUAUGCUAAUGUAAUAUCAAAAAUAAUUCCAUAAGUAAACAGAUGCAUUUUCCAAAUAAAAAUAUUUUUACUAAAAUUACCUAAUAACACUUUCAUAAGCAGUGAGUUUUUUUUUAAGUCUCUUAAUAAGUUUUUUAAGAUUUGCAUUUUCAACUUGUUUUUCCUUAAAUUUGGACUUCACCAAGUCUAAAUGUUUCUUUAUGUUUUCCGGCGAACUAAAAUGACUUGGUGAUAAUUCUCCUAUUGUGUUGGCAUUUAUUUUGCGUCUGCGCUUUUGAAUAAUUGGACUUGGAUUAUCACAAAGGUCUAAAGGUUCAAUGUCUACAAUUGAAUAAUUUAGUUUAUACAAUUUAACCAAGAUGUUAAAAAUAAAUUAAAUUGUUAAUACAUACUUGUAGUUGUAGAAGCUAUAGAUUCUAUACAUAAGGUUUCUAUAGCAUUUUUACAAGGGCUGGAAGUACGAUAGUAAGUAUGGUCUGCUGGUUCAAUACCUAAAAUUUAGUAAUUUGUUUUAAUUUACAAAAUGUUACUGCUAUAAUAUGUUUGUAAAUAAUGUUGAAUAAAAAAUAUAUUGAUAAAUACCUGUUGUAUCUGUAGAAACUAUAGGCUUUACACCCAAGUUUGUUGCAGGACUUGUUGAGUUUGAAGAUUCAGUAUCUAAAAUAUAAUUUUAUUUGUUUUUUAACUUUGCUUAUUUUGUCAAUAAUCUGUUAGUUUUUACAGUAUAGAUAGAACAUGAGUAUGUAAAAAACCUAAAAUAAAUCAGUCAAAUUAUAAAUUGGAGGAAAAUUAUUUUUACUUAACAGUAUUUUAUCCAAUAUUUAUUUUUCUGAAAAUAUUACAGCCAACAGUAAAAAGAGAUGAUACUGGGGACGAGUGCGGCCACUAUUGUAGAUGUGUAAGGAAAAGGGAAGGUGGAAUACAUGAAGUUAUAUAAUUUAUAUCUGUAACCAAUAUUACACAUUAAUAAUGAAAAACGAUUCAGAGCGAAGUACGGUCAUACCAUAUACAUGUUCUAAAAGACCAUAAUAUUUAAGAUUUUCAUUAAAAUUUGAUUUUAACUCUUAUAAAUAAAAAAAAAAAUAGUUUAAUGUAGAAUUUUUUUUAUAAAAUUUAAAAUCAAGCUUCUACAUUAAACUAAUUUUUUUUGACCACUAAGUACAACUUGUAAUGAAUCUGCUAUCAAAUGUUCAAGCAUUUAUGGCAAGUUUAAUAAUUUAUCUACAGAAUACCUACCAAAUAGAAAUUAUGUAAACAACUAGCCAAAAUAAAAUGUCUAUAAAUAGUAGCUCAAGUAUUUCAAGUUUCAACGUAAAAUUUUAAUUGAAUUAUAUUACAAAAAACAAAAUUGAAAACAAUAAAAGAAUUAUAGUCUUCAAUUUUCCCAUUUUUUUUUUUUUAUAAAUAUUUUACGGUUUUACUAAAUUAUUUAAAAAAAAAAAUACAAAAGAAAAUCAAAAAACGACUUUCUUAGUCACCAACUAGAUUAAAAAUUAAACAAAAAAAUCUCUUGAUGUUUUUUUAGUAGAGCGAUAUUUAUGAUAGAAUAGUAGUCAUACAUUUAAAAUAAUGAAAUUAUGCAGCGAUUUGAAAAAAAUAAAAUAAAUAAUUCGUAAUUUUUGAUUUUUCCCAAUUCUUAUGGAAAAUACUUAAGAUAUCAACAAAAUGAUUUUCUGUGUCAAUGGCAGUAUUAAAAUGAACAAAAUUGAUUUCUUGUCAUUUUAGAUUCAAAAGGAACUAUUCUUUUUACCAAGGUUUUUUAAUUUUUGCUUUGUAAACAUGCUUCGAAGAAUAAGCUCAAGUUGUCUAAAUUGUACUUUAGAGAGAUCAAUUUUUGAUUUUCGACGCCAUUUUUUUUAAAUUAAAAGCAAUUAAGUGGGAAAAACGUAGGAAAACGUACAAUUUCACAAUUUCAUUAUUUUAUAAAAAGGAGGACGACGUUUUCUACCAGAAAAAAUGAUUUAAUCGAAAAAUCAAGAUACUUUUUUUGUUACCUUUUUGAUUUACUUUCUUACGGAAUCAUCGCCAAAACUUUUGAGCUUUUAAGGAAUUUUAAUGUUUGGGAAUUUGUUUGCUGUAAUUCGGUCAUAAAUACACGUAGAGACUUGAAACUUGGUUAUAAUACUUAUAUUGAACUUACCUAGUUAUGGUAAAAUUUCCAAAAUGAUCGGACAACUUUUUUUUUUAUUAAGAGUUUUGAAAUCAAAUUUAAACAAAAAUUGCAAAAAACCAGCACUUCAAUUUAUGUAUUACCGAACUGCGCUUGGAAUCGCCUUUAGUCAAGCAAUUUAUCGUUGCUUACAGAUAUAAAUAUAAUAACCUUAUGUAUCCAACCUUCCCAAAUUCUCACCUACAACAGUAGCCACUCCCACUCCCAUAUCAGCUCUUUUUUUUACUGGUAGAAAACUAAAGUAUAACACAAUGAAAACGGUAACACUGUGGCAUGCCGUUUUUUUAUUGAUCCACUAUUUGACUUAUAAUGAAUAUCCUAUCAAAUUUUCAAGAAUUUUUGUUGGGUCUAACAAUUUAUCUAUGAAUGAAUAUCAAAUAUAAAUUUGAUAACUAGAGAAUAUUACGUUUAAGAAAAGAUGCUUUCUAUACUUUGAAGCAAAAUCCCUGGUAGAAAAGUUGUCCAAACAUGAAAAAUAAAAAAAAAUACACUUUAUAGUAAAACCAAUAGAUCCCUUGCUACACUCCGAAUCUAAAAUCCAAACAAUUAAUGUGUUAUAAUGAAUACCAUUAUAGAUAAUUAUAAGGUGGAAACCGGUUGUGGCUAUUGUGAUUUUAUUUGUCAGAAUUAUAACAUACAAUUUUGAAAUUUUUAUUUGAAGACAUCAAAGUUCAAAGUUUUCUUAUUCACAUCUUAAACUAGCAAUAAAAAUGCAUUAAUAGUCUUUCAAAACUGUGAAAAAACAUUCUCUAAAGAAAAUUUUUUCUAUAUCGAUGGUAUUUUGUUAAAAGGGUGUCUAUCAAAUUUCACUUCUUUUUCAGAAAGCAAAAAAAAAACUGUUUUGCAAAUAACUAACAAAACAGUUUUUAAUGAUGUUUAUCAUGGAAAACAAUAAAAUUACUCGUAUAUGUAUCUUGUACACAAAGCAUACAUGCAUCAAUAUGAUAUACGUACUUCUAACAAUUUGGCAUUUAAUUAUAUUUUAAAAGGACAUCUAGAUAUCUUUUAGUUGAUAUUAUCAACUUAAUUUUCUGUAUUUAAAUAUGUUUUUUUACCACUUUAUUCUCUUAACUUUACUGAUUUUUUUGAUACCAAAAAAUGUAUUUUUCAAUUUUUUGUGGUACAGGCCCUUUUAACAAAACAUAAAUGAUAUAAUAAGAAAUUUACAAGUUGAUAACCAGUAGUUUUAGCUAAAAUAGGGUUGGUUGAAAUAUUUUUGGCUUUUUUUUUGAAAACCCUCUCCCAAAAUCAGAACAAUGAAUGGAUUCGGUAGCGUUGUGGAAUGAAAUAACAGGGAAUUAUGGAUUGAAGAAUCUAGGACAUACUUUAACAAACAAUUUAGACUGUAUGGAGUGGUAUAAAAGUAUGCAAAUUCAAUAAACGAGUUUAAUAUACAUAAUAAAAUAUAAUAAAUUGAUAAUAACCUUUACUUGCAGUUUCUAUGAAUGGAAUAGCAUUACUUUUUAGAUACCCACUUGGAAGAUAGUGUUCUGGCAAAAAAUGAUCCUUGCAUAUUUUGUGUGAUGGCAAGUGCAACCUCAUUUUACAAGCAUUUAACCACAAUUUUUUACGUACUUCAUCUUUAGGAAAGCUGAAAUAGAUUAAACAUCAAACAUGUAAUUCAAAUUUAAUAAUAUAAUUAUCCAGUAAGGUAAGGAGUAUUAUUAGAUUAUUUCUAGUGACAUUACAGUAGAAUUUGUAUACAACAUAGUAUCUGAUUUUUCAAAUUAAAAAUAAAAAUUACAUAUAGUAUAAUAAAGAUUUACCAUCAUACACGUUAUUAUGGGGUAGCAAGAGGUAGGAAUACUAGAAACUGCUACUCUGCUAUUUGUAUUGGGUUUGCAAAUUAAUAGCUCUGCCACCCUAUAAGUAAUUAGCAAAAAUGUAUAAUUUGCAUGCUUUUUUUUGGUAAUAUUAUCACAUUAUACUAUCAGCUAUAUAAUAUUGAAUUUAAAAAUAUAAAAACAUCACUCAAUGUAAAUACUUAAUAUGUAUAUAUAUUAAAUAUAUUACAACAUUUGUCUAUAUUUAUUUGAUAUAUUUCUAGCCAAUCUGACAAUCAAUUAACUAGGAUUUAUCAAUCCACCGAUAGCUCUCUCAUUUCAUUAGACCACAUAGACUGUAUAAGAAAAUUUAUAACUUGUAACAAGUGAAAUAGAUUAACAUUAUUUAUUUCAUGAAAAAGUUUCUCCAGAGACAAUAACCCAUAUGGAUACAAAAAAUGUGUAAAACAAACCAGUAUAUGGUUUCCACAAUGAAACAUUUAUGAAUUAGACUGAAAAGAUUACUACUCCAAAUAUCAUAACCAACAAUUCUAGGGUACCAAUUUUUGAAGUGGGCAUGAACCCCAACGAUGUCUUCAUUGAUAGUGAAUUUACUACUAAUUAAAGUUUAUUCCAUUAGACAGGCUUAAAAUAUAGUGAAUGAGUUACCUCCAUGGUCUACUAUUAACACCAAAAUGGUCCAACUUAACAAGGACCCUUAGGUUAGAAUUAUAAUGUGUUAUGUAAAUAUAAUAUAUUAAAUUGUUAAAAAGCAAAGUGUAAUAUGAUCUAUCCAUUUAUAUGUUAUUAUAAUCCUACACAAACAUGCUAAAUAAGAUUUAAAAUCUUCAAGAAGAUAAAAAUUCAUAUCUAAUUGUUUUUUUGCCAAUUGUAGCAACAAAAUAUCUAGUUAUAUUUUCUUGUAUGCAACAUCUCAACUGUAGACCAUUGUAAGUACCUACAUAAAUUAAAUAUGACUUAAAUUUAAAUCUUAAUUUGUAUUAUAUAUUUCUAUUAUUAAACCUCAUAAUGAACCUGUUUUUUCUAUUAAAAUGAAUUUAUCUUUUUUUUAUCUUCUGAAAACUGUAAAUUUAUUAUAUCGUUUGUAAAUAUGUGUUCAGCCUGUUUAUUUUUUAAAUUAUAAUAUACUUACGAAUGAAAUGAAUCAUCUGAACCUGAAGUAUACAAUUUAUUACACACAACACAUUUUCUUGGCAUUGUAAUUUGUAAUUAAGUUAUAUAAUGAGAAAUUAAAAUAAUUGUACAUUAUUUUACUUAAUGAAUUUGAAUGAUAGGUAAUUUGGUUAGGCCACAGCUUAAAUUCAACAAAUGAAGAUUCAAGAUACGAUAAUACGGCAUGUUAACAUUAUUAACUAGGCCCGGAUAAAAACUAAUGAUAACAUUUUACAUGGCAAGGAUUAUGCAACCCAUCAACCAAUUUACACAAACCAGUUAGUAGUGCUCUUAUUCCAGUCGUCUAUGUAGUAGUCAUUUGUAUCUUAAUAAUGUAUUAUUUAUACAGACACAUAGAUAAAUACGGUUAAGUUAGGAGACGGUAUAAGAUAUAUAUAUCUUAAAUCGUAAAUAUAGAUAAAACAUAUUAUGGCACUUGACCGCUAGAUAGCGCAACUAGAGCGGGCUCCACAUCCGGGGGGUAUAAUAUUAUUAUAAUUUAUAAGUAUACCAUACAUUGCUAGUGAUCAAUUGGAAAUCGAGAGGUAUCAUUAGCUGUAAUGCAUGUGUAAUAACAUUAUAAAAUUAUUUUAUUUUUUUUGACAUUUUAUUUGUUCAGUUGAUAAAAUAUGAUUUAUACAACAUCAUUUAAAUAUGAAAUUUUUAAAAGUGACUUUAUUGCAAAAUCUAUGGAAAACAUCAACGUGUCUAAUAAAUAAUAAACUAUUUAUUAUAUAGGUAUCUUAAUCCUUAUGUCUUAAUAAAUUAAAUAGAAAUAAUAUAGAAUUUAAACAUUAGAGAAAAAAAAAAUGCAUAAUUUGGACAUUCAGCAUUUGUAGAUGAACCAUUUUGGUUUGCUGAUACACUUCUGAAAUCUACUGUGAUGAAAAACAAACUUUUUUCUAAAAAUGUUAAAAUUAUUCUACUUAAGAUAUGGCAAAAAUAGCUUAUUAUUUAAUAAAUGCAAUGUAAAAUAGGUACGCAAAUAACUACACAUUGACGUCUUCCAUAGAUUUUACAUCGCAUAUAGAAAUAAUAUUAACAUUUUCAUAUUUAUAUGAUGCUGGAUGAAAUAUCAUAUUUUACUAAAUAAAUCAAAAUAAUAAUAAUUUGAAAACAUUGAAGAUUCAUAAUUUUAUAAUGUUAUUACGAAGGCAAUACAGCCAAUGAGAGCUUUCGAUUUCCAAUGGUCAUUAGUAAUGUUUGGUAGGCUUAUAUGCAACCGGAGAGUAGUCGCCAUUUUGCUACACCUAAAUGCCUAAUAAUCUAAGACCAUGUGGUAAAUAUAAUAUAUUGAAAUUAAUAUGUUUGUUUCAUAAUAUGAAACAAACAAAACAUGGUAACCAGAUUAAUCAGUAUAACCAUGCGAAAAAAAAUAUAAUUUUUAUCAAAAAUUAAUACUCAAUUAAUAAUAAUUUGAAUUGAACUGCUAAGUAUAAAAAGGAUAAUUAUAGCUAUUCCAAAAAUACAAAAAAAAAAAAGAACUAUUUUAUAGCUGAAAGGUAGACUAAUAUAAUUAGAUUAUAAAAUAUAAUAUUUCACUUUCUAAGAUUAGUUAUUGGGUAAUGUAUGCUGGAGAAACAAGUUUUUUUUAUUGAAAUUAAACUAGGAAAUUCAUUUUUUUUUUAAUUUUCUGAAAAUUAGGUGCUUAGGAAUAUUAUGUUUUCUCCACUUGGCUGUUAAAUUAUAAUAUUGGUUUUAACAUUUUUUUCUUUUUUUUUUUUGAGGGGGGUGAAGUGAAUAACAAUCAUUUAAGAUAAAUGGGUAUAACUUAAAUAAAUAAUUAAGUACCUAAGUAAAAACCUAUAUACAGUUGUGUCUAAGAAAUAGAUUGCCGACGCUAAUUGUUUUAUAUCAUCUGUAUACCUGUACCUAUGAGAGUUUUUGGUUUUUUACAUCAUAUGAGAUUUCACAAUAAUUAGUACAGAAGAUGAAAAAUGUUUUCACACAAGAGAUAAUUAUCAAUAAUAUUAUGUUUAGUCAAUUGAUUGCUCAAGCUUAAAAUUGUUUUUGUCAGCUUUAAGAGUUUUUUUUCAUAUUUUUCAAUUGUGCACAUAAUAACUUAGUCUUCUCGGUGAAAAGUAUCAGACUAAAUUUUAAGAAUUGCUAACCUUUUGAAGAACUUAAAUCAUAAUAAAGUAUUUUUAAUAAGUAUACAGUAAAUUAAUGAAAGACAAUUUUGUAAAAUUGUUAAAUUAAAUCUUACUAGGACUUAAAAAAACCAAUUAGAAAAUUAUGUUGAUGUUCCAGGAGAAAAAGUUUUAUCAAUACUAGCACGCAUUUCUAAAAAAAUGUAUUAUAUUUAAUAGUUAUUAAUAAAUGGAUGUCAAUAAAUUCAUACUAGUUCGUACAUACCUGGAAAUAGUGUAGAUAUAUCAUGUGAUUGAAUAUAUUUUUAGAUCAAUAGGAAAUAUAUUUUUCUCAAAAUAUUUACGACAUAAUUUCGAAGGUUUGAAUAGAAUAUCAAACCAAAUUCUAACCAAAUAGCAUGCCUAAAAAUGUUAAGGAAUAAUUAGUUAAUUUAAAUGGCAAAACUUGGUACUCGUUAAGUAUGCUACAUAUCUACAUUAAAAAUGCCUACCUGCAUUAUAUAUUAAUUUUCUUAAGUAUGCUACCUAUAAUAUAAAAUAAUUUUACAAAAAAUUAAUAGCACAAACUAAAUGUUUUUUUUUUGUACAGGUUUUACUUAACUUAGUAUCAUCAGUAUGGAAAAUUAUUUUGUUUUUUCGACCAAUGUGGACCCCACAUUUUUUAUGUACUCUUUCAUACACUAAAACUUACUUGUAGCAUAUUUAACUAUCAUAUACAGGGUGAUCAAUCUAUUGUAAGAUACUCAUUAUCUCAAAAACUUUUUCCAGAAUUUGUUUAUUACAAUAUUUAAGAAACAAGCUGUUCUACAAUUUUAUAUUUUAUUAUUUUUUUGUCACGACUACUUUUGGGGGUAAAGCCACUACCUACUUUUGAUUUUCAAAUGGCAACCUACAUUAAAAAUUCCAUACAUAGAUGGUAUAUUAGUUAAAAUAAAUUUUGGUGUUGAAAUUUUUGAUUUCUGUCAAUCCGUUGAUGAGAUAUUCCACUUUUAAGUUUGGGUUGGGAGAGAGUGGUGGAGUAUCAUUUGGGUGGCGGUUAGGUUUUAGAGUAUUAAUAAUGAGUAAUAAAAAGUGGAAUAUCUCAUCAACGGAUUGACAGAAAUUAAAAAUUUAAACACUAAAAUUUGUUUUAAAGAAUACUCCAUCUAUUUAUGAAAUUUUAAAUAUAGGGUGUCAUUUGAAAGUCAAAAAUAGGUGGUGAUUUUACUACUGAAAAUAAGGGUAACAAAAAGUAACAUAAAUAUAAAAUUGCAGAGCAGCUCUUUUCAUAUAUAUUCUAGAAAAUAAAUUAAGGAAAAAGAUAAUACUUACUGAGAUAAUGAGUCUUAUGAUAAAUUGAUUACCGUAAAGUGUAGGUGUUAUACUUAACAAGUACCACUGCAUUUUUUAAUGGAUUACAUAAAUAUAAUAUUAACUACUUACCUUAUGGAAAUUGAAAAAAAAACUAACAGUUUUCUUUAUGGUUUUCAUUUUUCCAUAAGCCUUUUCAAUAAAUUUGAAGGAAUAACCACUAUGUAUCGACAUUUUAUCAUAUUAUGUAGUAUAUAUAUAAUAUUAGAAAUUACCAAAAUGUAUAAUAAUUAUCCAAAUUGAAAACGAAAAUAUGAACUUCAAAAUCAAAUAGUCUAUAAAUUUUAAAACCAAAAAACAGUACUGAUAAUACUAUAUUGAUAAACUCCACUAACGAAAAAUGGCUGCCACGUUUUUAUUUACAUUAAAAAUGUAAAUAUUUUAUGUAUCAACUAAUUAUAUCACUAAGGAUUAUAUGAAUUCAUUGACCUUAUACCUUACUAAUAAAUGAAAUAAUAUUUAUAUACAUACACCGUAAUUGGAUUAUCAAGUAUUUCAAAUGGAAAAUAUCGGUUAGAAUUAUCAAUAUUAGUGGUUUUUAUAAGUUUAGUAUUUUGAAAAACAUUUUCUGAUGGAACAAUAUUAUCAUAAGGUAAUUUCCUCUUGCAUCCACUUCCACUAUAAACAAAAUAAUUAAAUAAAUAUUUAAAACAACUUAUAACAUAUAACUUACCUAACAUUAGUUUUAUUAGAUAAUUUAGCCUAGGACAAAAAUGGCACAGCUUUUCUUGAUAAAUAUCCAUUUUCAUAAAAACAGUCUUUUGCAAAAUGUUUAUCACAAAUUCUGUACGAUGGCAAAAUCUUUGAUACCACAUGCAUCCAACCAGACUUUUUUUAAAUACUCAUCUUUAGGAAAUUUGUUAACAUUAUGGUAAAAUUAUUUUUUUUUACUACACCAUUAACAGUUAACACAAACUAUUAUAAAUAAUUCUCCUACUUAUAUAAUUAAAUCUUGGAAUCUGCAGCUGCAUAACCAAUUUUGCAUACUUCACAUUUAUAGCCCAUACCAUAAUAUUUAAUAAUAAUAUAUUAUAUUAAUAAAAUCAUUUUUAGUAUAAAGAAAUGUAAUAAUUUCGUUCAAUAUUAAUAAAAGUUGUGCCCUCUCAAACUUAGCUCGGUAUGUGUGCGGUAACGAGCGUGUAGAGCACGAACUAAGAUGAUAUCUUAGUUUGUGGUCUAGAAACAGCACUUUUUUAUUACAAUCACACUAUUACAUAAAUUGCCUUAUCAAAGAAUUAUAACAGUCAAUGCAUUUAAAUUUAAUAAAUCAAUUAUAUAAUAUAUGAAUUUAAUUUUGAUAACCAUUUGCAUCAUUUAAUAUAAAAAAAAAAGACGUCCUAGGAUAUGGGAACGAGUGCAGCCACUGUUAUAGAUAAUUUAAUGCAUACCUAUAAGCAACAAUAGACCAUUGUUUACGAAAAAACGAUUCUGAGCGGAGUUUAGUUGAUUGUGAUACUUUGUCAACAAUAUAUUUGUCAUUUUAUAGUAAAAUAAUUAAGUGGUCUUUAUAUAUUAUCUUUAAUAAUAUUUGUUUCAUGUUGUACUGAUUUUCCUAGUUUUCCUACGUUUUUCCCGGUUUUCCCAUAUUAUAUCCUGGUUUUUCAAAUUUGAUGAGAAAACUUCUGAGAAAAUCGAAAAAUGAACUCUCUGAAGUACCUCUCUAGUGAAAUUUUCUUUUAGAAACAUUGCUAUAAUUAAAAGUUGGAGCGAAAUUGCUGGUAGAAAAGUUAUCAACGAGAAAAAACUUCAUAAUAUUAUACAAAUAUACUUCGUACGUUUUCCUGUUUCUUUUUCAGUUUUUCACAUUUAUUGAGAAAAUUUCGGAGAAAAUGGAAAAACGACUUCCCUAUAGGACUUCUACACACCGAUUUCUAUUCAGAAAAAGUGCUAUAUGUAGAAACCCGAGCAAGUCUUAUUAUAGAAAAGUUGCAAGUUGUGCACAAAUAAAAAAAAAUAAAUAUCUUUGUAAAACUAUAAGCUCCUUCGCUCCACUCAGAAUCUAAAACUAUACAAAUUUCUAUAAUCAACUGUACCAAUUUUAAUGAGCUUAAAUUUAAAAUUACUCAGUGUUAAAACAAAAUUAGUUUUCUUGAAUUGACUGUUUCAUCAAACGAGUACCUAAGAACUAUGACAUUUUAUUUGACAUAAUACAUUAUAAAUGCCUUCAAUUCAAUUCGCGUUAGGAGAAUGUCUAAAAUUUUAACACUAAAAAUACUUUUGAAUGUCCAAAUAAACAGUAUAGGAGUUGGGUUAAUGUUGGUACAGUCCUGUUGACGAAAUGAUUCAAACAAAUUUUUAAGAAAGUAUUAAUUUAUACGGUCUGUACAAAGAUCUUUAUUAUUGUUUACGUUAAUGAACUCCGCAGCAUUUUUAAACCACAUAUAGAUACCAAUCAACUGUUAGUUUUUAACAAGUUAAAACUGGUCGUGUCAUAUCAGAUCCACUUUAUUUAAACAUUUCAGUCAUUUUAUUUAGAUAAUCUGCUGUGAAUUAUUUUUGAAGGGUUUAUAAAAAAUUUUACUACUCGGUGUCUCAGAACUCAGAAGAAUUAAAUGUAUCAAAAAGUUUAUAGAUGAAAUUAAUGGUAGGUAUGGAAUUGUUUAGUAAAAUAAUGAGUUACAAUAUCGAAGACAUGCCUGCAGCAACAUUACUCUAUAAUUAAAAGCCAUGAGCAACCCGGCGCUAAUACUGUUAGUAGUGCGUUAUUUUUGGUAGUUCAUAUAGUUCAAAACUAUCCUGGGACAUCCGGAAGUAUAAAUAAAAGCGGUCUCCAGUUCACGACAUAAAUGAUGGUAUUCACUAUAAUAUUGUCUUUUGUUUUAUUUAUUUCAUGAACUCAAAUUCGCUUCCUUUUUUAGAUUGUAAGCUAACUCGAGGAAUGUAUUGUAGUAGUUUUACUAUGAUAUUUAUUUUUAUUUUUUUUUAUAUUGUGCACAAAAAUUCUACCAGAAAUAUUGCUCCGAUAUGUACCGAAAUUUUGAUAUGUAUUAAAAUUUCAAGUCUCUUUAAAAUUUUGAACAGAAUUACAACAAAAAAACAAAAUUUAAAAUAAUAAAUGUAUUAUUUUUAUACAUUUUCCAGUUUUUCUUAAGUUUUUUUUUUAAUUAUUAUAAAAACUGCUUCGAAAAUCAAAGAAUGAUCACUCUAAAGAACCAAAAAAAAAUGUCUUUCAGAAAAAAUACUACACUUGAUGAUACAUCGGAAUAAGAUUUUUGGUAAAAUUUAUAUGUACAAUAUAAAAAAAAGGACCGGCAAACUUCGCACGUGGGUGUAGCCACUGUUUUAGAUGGGAAGUUGGGAAGGUAGGCUACAGAUGGGAAUUUAAUGUACAUCUGUAAGCAAAGAUAAACCAUUGCUAACGAAAAACGAUUCUGAGCCGAGUCAAGUUGAUAAUGUUGCUUUGUUAACAAUACAAUAUAUGGUACUAUGUCAUAUUAUGGUAAAAUGAUUAAAACAUUGUGUGUUUCCAUGAUAACAAUAAUUGUAUAAAAAAGAUUAAAAUAAUAAAAACUUAAUAAUAACAAAAAAUAAAUAAAAACGGUUGCCAAUGGACAACCUUAAUUUUAAUCUUUCAAUCUUUUUUAACCUAAAGACCGAAUUUUUCCUCAUUAUUUCGAAUAUAAAUGAGAAUUUCAAAAAAUGAACUUUCUGAAGUACCACCUAGAGAAAAUUUUCUUUCGAAAAAGGUGCUAUACUUAAUAAUCGGAGUAUACUUUAUGGUAGAAAAAGUGUUCACAUAAAAAAAAUAAACAUUAUUUGUACAAUGAUGUUUAUAUUUUUGGUUUUACACCAAUACAUUCCUCGUUCCAUUCAGAAUUUAAAAUAAUAAUAAAAACAAUAAAUAUCAUUGUAAAACUAAUACGUCCAUCACUUUACUCAGAAUCUUUAGAUCAUAUACUAUGGAUGUAGUCAUUGCGUAUUAUUUUGUUGCCGAUAUUAGCGACGAGUCACCGAACUAGGUGUUCAAUGUGCGCAUGCGCGACGUAACUCGUCGCAUAAUAAUAAUAUUAUCAUAUUAUGAUAUAAGGGUCAUCCCUGCGUGAUCUUUACUGAUCAUCUGUGGAUAAGUAUGUGACAAGUCACAUACUUGGUCACAUACUUAGUGACAUACAAGUCACGACGUGCAUGCGCAUAUCAAACAUCUAAUUCGGUGACUCGUCGCUAAUAUCGACAAAAAUUAUUUUAAAAAUGAAAACUAUUGCCAUUAGCUUCUUUAUCUUUAUUGCAAAUUUUAAGCACUAAAACAUUUUAAACAUAGACUUGAUAAUAUAUGUUUAUAGGUCUAUGAUUUUAAAGAUGUUAAAUUUUAUAAUUUCUACACUUAUUUCAAUAAUAGAUCAUUUUAUCAUAGAAAAUAUUUAAAAUGUAGUCGUUUAAUUAUUUUUCGCUUGUUCAAAAUUGUGUCGGAAUUAUAACUCAAGAAUUGCACGUUCUUUCAAAUUUUUGUUCAAAAAUUAAAAUAUCGACCACAGAAAAAAGAUUAUCGACGUUUAAAUUUUUCUAACUCUACCCUGUAUUUGUGAUGUUUUUUAUUCUCCCUAUAAAUUAUAUGAUUAAUCAUAUAAUCUGUGAUAUCACGGUAAUAUUAACCGCCAUUUUAAGGUUAUACUUUUGUUUUUUGAUUACGUGAUAAACAAAAACCCGCAAAAACGAAACUGAUGAUCCACUAAAGAACAUUCCGUCAUCUUGUAACUUGGAAAAUUAUAUCAUAGAAAACAAUUUAUUAAGUUUAAAUUAAUUGUUAAUACGAUCAUCCAACAAAAUCAAUUUUCUUAAGUUUUGCUUUUUUUUUUUUAAAUAAUUAUGUAUAAGAGGAAGUUUACAAAACCGAAAAUUAAUACAAAUGAAAAUGAUUCAUCACCAUAUCCAAAAUCGUCUACAAAUUCUACGCACAGUGCUUCUUUUAGCUUUGAUACUCCAAGUAUGUCUUUAAUGUCUCAGAAAAAUGUUUUAAGUGAUGAAGAAUCACCAGAGUCACCCUCAAUGCUUGAAGACUUAACUGAUUUGCCAAAUGAGAAAAAAAGAAAAACUAUGACAGAUAAUGAGGACAAUACAAUAAAUGGAUCUCAGGCCUUAUUUGAUGAAAAUAACGAUCCCCAUGCUUAUUUAAAACAAACAUUGUUUAGUUGUGGCUUACAUUUGAAGUGUGAUCAAAACAUACUAAGUAAGCUAAUCAACUAUAUUCAUAUUCAUUGAAUAUUAAACAAUUUUUAAAAUGCACCUAUUUAUGUUUUAGGUGUAGAAGAGUAUAUAUUCUUGCAGAAACUUAAAUCUAAAUUAUCUAAUGAUUCUGAAGAAAUUGGUAUAACUGAUGUUGUAAAUAAAUUUUUUAAAGAAUUUGAAGCAUACCACAAUGAUAAAAUAACACUUUAUGUUGUUCUUUCACCAUGUAAAGUAAGCCAUUAAAAAUUAUAAAUUUCUUUUUUUUUCUUUUUAUGAUAAUAGUUAAAAAAUCAAUAUUUAGGCCAUUCCAGAAAAAAAACUUAAGCAACAAAAAGAUUCUCUAGCUCGUCUUCUACUUCAAGUUCCUCAACUUCAAUCAAACUUGAUAGAUUUUUUGUUUGAUAAAAUGGCAGAAAUAAGCUUAGAAGAUUUUACGUAAUUUACACUAUUAUAUUAUUUUAUGGCCAUUGACUAAACGUUUCAUUUGAAUAAUGUGUUAUUUUAGAGAAGAUUCAAUUUUGUCCAUACAUAAGUGGGUACGGCUAUUGCUUAAACCAUUUAAACAACUAUAUAGCAUUAUGGAUUUGAAAAAAGUUUGCAAUAAAUUAUUUGAUAAUUUAAAUGUAAUGCCUGAUAUUGACAUCAAAAGGGAAUUAGUUAUGACAAUUCCAGAUAUAGUUCUUGAUAACAUUGAUCAUGAUGCACAUGAUGAGUUAUGGUAGACAAUAUAAUUAAUAAAGAUUAUUAAUUUGAUAACUAUUUAAUGUAUAAUUUUCACAUUUUUAGCAAACUUCUUAGAAAUGAUAAAGAUUUAAUGGCAUGUAUUUUGGAAACUAUUGGUCAACUAAACAUCAGUAAAACUGAACUAGCAUUCAUUCAAAUGGAUCUAAUACCAAUGAUUCAUCAUACUCCACUAGAUGUGCUCCCAGCAUUAGUUAGAUUUUUAAUUAAUGUUGAUGAUCGUACCGUAGCUGAAAAGGUUAAUUUUAAUUGUUAGUGUUUUGGUCCAUAAAAUAUUUCAAUUGCGCUUAUUAAUAGAUUGUGAAUGGAUUAAGAUCAGAACUUCCAUUUUCAACUUCAGAUAGUAUUUCUCAAAUGUUAACCAAUGAUAAUAUGCAAAGUUUACAACUAGUUAUCUUUAGUUGUAUAUAUGAUAAGUUUUUAUCCAGCAAAUUGUUAUUGGAUGUUUGGAUAAAAAUAAUUAGUCAAGUACAAUCUCAUGCAGGGCACAAGUAAAUAUAUAUAAGUUAAACAACACUAACUCAUUGACUCAUCAUUGUAUUUCAAGAAUGACUGGGUCUGUACUCCAUUCAGAAUAAGAAUAUAUCCAGGCGGAAGUCUAAAAACAAUUUGACAACCAUGCUGCCUGUCCUGCCUAUGUUCUUAUUCUGAAUAGAAUAUAGAAAAUUGAAAUUAUCAAAGAAAUUCCUUAUAUAAUGUAAAAAGAUAGUCAAAAGGGUUUUUUUGGAAAUUUGAUCUCCAAAGAGUGGUUGAAAUUUUGGUUUUAUAAUUUGAAAAUUAUAUUUUUAAUUUUUUUUUUACAUUAUUUUGGUGACAUUGCUAAAAAAUUGUAUUUUUACAUAAUGAGAUGUUAUGAACCCUGAUUUUUAAGGUUGAACCGAACCAAACCAAACUUUCUUUAAAGUUAAUAAAACCGAACUGAACCUACACAUUUUUAUUCAAACCCAAACUGAACCGAACUUUUAAAAUAUUUUAUCGAAUUCGAACAUUAAAAAAGUUAGGUUAGGUUAAAAACCUAGGUUCUCAAUCUGCUUGGCUCCGUGAUUUACCGUUAUGAGAUCCACUAAUUCGAAAAAAUAAAAUUUUUCUUUGUAACAUCUCUGGCCCACCACAGAACAUUGUAUUAGUGACCACAUAAAAUCAGCAUCGAAUGAUUUUCGAAAAAAACUUUAGGGUAUUUGGUUUGGUUUGAUUAUUUGCCAUUUUCAGUUCAAGUUCAGCACGGAAAUCUAACAGUUUGUCACAUCUCUAAUUUAUAUACAUUUAGUUGUUACAGACAAUGCCGAGAUAUCAAGUUAAUAUAAUUUAAAACACAUACUGAAUUUUGUUAUCAAUUUUCUUGCUAUAUGAAUAUUUAAACAAGAUAGAGUUAUUAUUCAUUGAUUUGGUGUAAUUAUUUAUAAUUUUAAAAAAAUAAUUUUAUUAAAUCCAAAAUAAUAAAAACGUAGGUUGAAGUGCCUACCAUAAAUGUGAUCUCUGCAUUCCUAUAUUUUAUUUUUAUUUAUUUAAAUAUAUUUUAGACCAUUAGAUGUUGUUAUCCUGUUUUUGACUUAUUCAGCAGCUUCACAUGAUAUUUCAACCAAAAAUACAAUAUUGUCAGUUUUUAAAGAACGUUUAAAGAAUGGAUUUUUUCGCUAUGAAAUUAUGGAGAAGACUUUCCAAAUAUUUACUCCGGUUAAUUAGUUCAGUAUUGGAUUAACAAAUAUUCAAAUUUGUCUAAAUAUUGAUUAUAUUUUCAGGUAUUUAAACAAUAUUUUGAAAUGUUUAUUGAUUUAUUUUCUAAUCUUUUAAAAGCUACAGACCAUGUUUCUAUUGAAGUCGUAACUAGCAUGAUAGUGUAAGUAUUUUGUAUAAUACCUAACAAAAUAAUUGCUUUUUCUUAAUUAAUAUUUUCAUUUUUAGUAAUUGUUUUAUUAAUAUUGAUCAAUGUUGGUGUAAAUGGAUGGUGGACGAACUUCUUGUUCUGUUGGGUACAGGUAAUAAGUUGACGGUUGAAAAUGUAUUAAAUAUAUUAACUGAUUUGGCUGAAAAAAGGAUCGAUAAAAUUCAACCACUAGCUACUCGUUUAAUGGUAUGUAGUAUUUACAUUGAUAAAUUACCUAGUUUGAAUGCAAUUUAAAUCCUGUUGUUUAUUUAUUUUUAGUCUGUUUUUAUGAAUAAAAUUUAUGAUUUUUCUACUAAAGAUAUAGCUCAAGUUUUAGAUAUGUUAUGUAAAAUUGCCUAUUCAGAAGGCCCAGAUGGUAUUAAUAACUGUUCUGUAUUUCAAGAUGAGAUUAAUAUAUUUGUACAAAAAGAACUUUGUGCCCUUGAUAUUAUGUAAAUACAUUUUAUUUUAACUAACUUAGUUACCAUGACUUCUGGAAAUAUAUAAAAUCGGGGAAUUUGAAUUUGAAACUUCAAUAUUUAUUUUCAUAAAUUAUCAAUUAUCUAAAAUGCAAAAAUUAUCAUAUAUUAUUAUUAUUAUUAUUAUUAUUCUCAUAAUUUUUAUUUUAUUUGUUAUUUAAUACUAUAAAUUCUGUCCAUUUUUAAAACACUCAUGUAUUAUUACGUUUAUUAAUUUUUCUAUUAACAAUAGUAUUAAAUUUAAAAAAAAAUUUAACAAAUAUAUUUUUAAUUCCUAUUAUUUUUUUACUCUGGUAAAUUGAAAAAAAUAUCCUGGAAUCACAAAAAUUCAAAAUAGAAUUUCAUAUGGUAGCCAUGAUUAUAUAAAACAUAAUAAAAAAUACUAAUAAUAAAUAUGUAUUUUUUUAAUUUGGUAUUAUAGAUCUCAAAGAGUUGGAAUUAUUGGUGCAAUUAUGUUAACCAAACAUAUAGUCCUAGUUUCUUCUGACCAGGAAUCUAUACCAAUUGAUAAAUCAAAUGAAGAUAAUAUUGUGCUCAGUAAAAAGGCAAAGGAAGCUUACUCCCUUAUUGGUAAUUAUUUAUAAUUUUGUCCCUCUUUUGGACUUUAAUACAGAUUUUAUGUUAUAGAAUUAUUAGUAACUAGGACUCAAUCAGAUACAGACUCUCAGAUUUUGUUUUUUGACCAAUUUGCCCUUAUGCUCUUCCACGGCCUUUCCUUUGAUAAUACAUUCAUGGUAAUUUUAUUAGUGCAUUAAUUAAUUCCAAGUAUUUUAGUCUUAAAUAGUUUAUAGUGUACUUUGGAUAUUUUUUAGUUUGCUGUAUCUUCAGUUAUGAAAAAAAACUUUCAAUAUAGUUUUUUGAUAGCAGCUAAUGAUUUUAAAAAUGGGUAACUAUUAAUAUGUAGUUAUAAUUAUGUAACCUUAUUAUAUUAUAAAGUAUAUAAUAGAGUUGUGCUGGGUUUCAAAUUUUCCACAGUACCAAGUAAUAUCUGAUUUUAGAUUCUGAAUGGAGCAAAGAAGCUUAUGGUUUUAAAAGAUUUUUUUUUUUUUAUCUGUUAACAACUCUUCUACCAGAAGAAUAUCCCGGAUUUUUAAUUGUAGCACCUUUUCUGAAAGGAAAUCGAUGUGGAGAGGAACUUUAGGGAGGUCAUUUUUCAAUUUUCUUAAGUUUUCUCAUCAAAUUUAAAAAACCGCAAAAUGUAUGAAAUAUAUUAAAUAAAUAUAUAAAUAAAAAAAAUAAAUAAAUGAAUGAAUCGUCUAGAGUAUUAUAUGACCAAUUUCAAAUUAAAAGUUCAUCAUCAGGUACAUCAUAGUCAAAUUGUAAAAACGCAACUCACGAUUGAUUAAUUCAUUUAUUUUAUUUUUCUUCUUCUUCAUUGGCAUCACAAUUCUUCAAGAGUUUUUCCGCCACUGACACCUCCUUACACUCUUCUCUAUUUUGUACCUUUUCUGCCCGAUUCGGUAUCUCUAGUUUCUGUAAGUCCUGCUUUAUUCCAUCUAUCCAUUGUUUCUUUGGACGUCCUCUUGGUUUCUUCCCUAUGGGUUUCCACUUAACCGCCGCUUUAAAAUACUCUGAGUUGGGCCUUCUCAUCAUGUCCCCAAACCAUUUCAUUGUUUGUGCUUUUAUAAAAUUGAUUAUCUUUGGAACCCCUGUUAAAUCUCAAAUGCCUUUAUUCCUUCUUUAGUGCCAGCAUACUAGUUUGUUGUCAUAUACUGGGCCGCAGAUGUUUCUCAGUAUUUUGUUUUUUUUUCUUAAGAGUUUUUUCAGAAAAUGUAAAAAACCGGGAAAAACUUAUGAAAAUCGGUUCAGUAAAAAAUAUUAUUAAAUAUAGUAUUAUAAUAUAUAAUCCCUAUUUAAUUAUUUUACCAUAAUAUGAGAUAUAUAGUGUUAACAAAGCAUCAUUAUCAACAGGACUUCGCUCAGAAUAUAGUUUUUUUGUUAGCAAUGGUUAAUUGUUGCUAACAGAUGUACAUUAAAUUACCUAUAGCAGUGGCUGCACCCGUCACCAUUAUCCUAUGAUGUCCUCUUUUUUUUAUUAAAAGAUAAAUUAGCACGUUGAACAAAUCGUAUUUGCUAUCCCUGAAUUUUUUAAUGUGUAAAAUAAUUAUAGGGUAUUAAAUUAUUGCGUACAUUAUUAUUAAUGAAAAUGUAGAUAAUUUUUCAUUAAAAAUUUGCUAUAUUAUGUCUUAUAAAUAGAAUAUUUUUUAAGUUAAGUCAAUUUUCUUUUUAUAAUAAUCCAGCUCUUUUACUAUAUAUGCUACUUAACAGCAUUGAUGAUGUCAAGAGUUUCUAUAGGUUUGGAUAAAGUAAUGCGCAAUUUUUUUUUUUAACUGGCUUAAUACUCAUGAUAACUCUAUUAUAUACAGUGUUUAAAUUAUAAAAGUUCAAAUAAGAUAGUAGAGAUUGUUAUUUUCUUUUGUAAACUUGUUUAAAUAACUAUAAUCAUUUUUUCAAAUAUAGGAAUUUUUUAGUAGAUUGCUCUUUAGCAUUUUGUCUAGAUAAAGAGCUUGAUGAGAUUAUUGCUCUCAAUUUAUGUCCUAAAGUCAUUGACGAAGUAAAAAAAAUUGAUAAUGCUUUAAUGGGAUUACAAAGCUGCACUUCAAAUGCUUUAAUGUCAAUGUUUCGUUUGGUUAGAGGCUUAGAGCGUGAAGAUUUGAGUGAAAUUGAUGCAUUAUUAGGAUGUCCACUUGUAAUGCCUACCCGUAAAACAAUAGAAGAAUUUGAAAUGUUAUCUCCAGAACAACAAAUUGUAGUUGUUAAUACACUUUUUCAUGCUGUAAAUUGGUUUCGCGAAGUUAUUAAUUGUUUUUCAUACUUGAUUAAACAAAAAAAUGGAAGCAAAGUAAAUGAAUUGUCAUUAUUUAAAAAAAUAUUGGGUCUAUAGUAUAUUUAAUUGUUUUAACAGGUUUUAAUUAGAUUAAGAACAAUUGUGUAUUUGAUUAAAGAAAUAAAAAAGUGUUUGUCAGUAAUGUAUGAACCAGAAUAUAUCCCACCAUCUUGUUAUUAUGGGUUGAAUGUAGAUAAACCAAUUUUUAAUAAAAUUAAAAAGUAACUAUACAAUUAAGUAUAUAAUGUUUUUUCAUAAUGUAACUAUAAAAAUAUAUUUUAUUUUAUUUAGAAAACCAGUAAAAGCAAAGCAAAAAUCUCAUAAGAAGAGUAAAAAAAUUGUAAAAGAAAAAAAAAAUAAAUCGCAGGAAUUUAUGAUGGAUGAAUCUAUAGUAGAUGAUAGCAAUGAUAUAAAUGUUGAAAAUGAAGUAGAUAUCAGUAUUUAUCAUGACUAUUUCCGUGAGCUUGAUAUUGAUACUUGGCUAAUACUAACUCAGAAAUUUGUUGUUAAUCCUACCCCUGAAAAUGUUAGUUAUAUUAGAUUUAACUAUAUUAUUUACAAUUGGUAUUAUUGAAUUCAAUUUAUUUUUAGAAUGAAGAAUUUACACCAGAAUUAGGACCUUCUGAGUUACGUUAUUUAUUGGAAGACGUGUUACAAAAGUUGGAACAUGUUGUUUUUAAAAAUAAAAAGAUCAGUCCUUUAAGUAAAACUAAAUACAAAGAUACUGUUGGGUUUAAUAGUGUUUCAUUAAUACCUACUAAAACAUUAAUAAGAAAUUUCAUCAAACUUUUUCCUUACUUAUUUUCUGAUUUAGAAACUCUGUCAGCAUUCUUUAAGGUAGCUAUUGUUACACAAUACGUAUUGACAUUGAUAAUUAUAACUGUAUACUUUUUUAUUUAUUUAUUUGAUUUUAUUUUUUUGAAGAAUUUAUUAAUGGUAAAUGACAACAUACUGGAUUCUCCUGGAAUGUUUAUGAAAGAUGCCAUUGACAUGAAACAUUGUGUUGGAUUAAUUUUUAAAUGUAUUGUUGUAUUAUUGCAAUGGAAAGAUUUCCAAUCUUCAGACACAGAUGAACUUUUUAUACGUUAGAUAAAUUUGUAUUUUUACCAAUAAAUUAUCAUACCACAAUAUAAUAUUUCAAUAAUUAUAUACAUUUGAUUUAUUAUUACCUUUUAUUAUAUUAGAUGCUUUGAAGAAAAUGAUUAAUAAAACAGAUUUGAGUAGUCAGAGUACACAAUUUAAACAUCAGAUGUGUAAAAAGGGAUUAAUUUUAGAAAAAAUAAAGUAUUUAAAUGAAUUUCAACACAUUGUGCUUCAUUUAGAUGCUGCUGUUAACUUAGUCACCAUUAUUCAAAUUUUAAAAAAUUUUGCUGUAGAGCCAGAAAAUGAUAUUAUUUUAAGUAAUUAAUAAGAUGUAUAACUAUGAAUUAUAUAUAUAAUUAACUAUAUAAUAUUUUUAUUUUUCUAUAUAAUCAUUUUUUUUUUUCAGAUGAACUAUGUUGGAAUUUCUUAACACGACAAUGGUAUUUAUUUAACGGCUUAGAAGAAAGUGGUCCAAAAUACAAUGAAAAUAUUCAAUUUUUACUUGAAAUCUAUUUACAAUGUCAAAAUGAUCAAUUAAACAAAUUAGUGGAAAUUGUUGAUUGGUUAGAAGAAGAAACUUUAGCAGUAGUGUUAAAGACUGACAGACUAAAAACCUUACCAACAAUUAACAAGUAAUUUGGGAGUUAAUUAAAAUUGUUAUAUUGUUAUUUUAAAUUACUAUACAUUCAUUUAGAAUGAAUUUCAAGUGUUUAAUCAAAGUUAUACUAAACUCUUUAUUGAGUUCUGUGAAAAAUAGUUUGAAAUCUAGUGAAAGUGAAUUUGAUCGUCUAACUGUGUGGCAUUCAGCUAUUUAUGUGAUGGAAAAAAUUGUUCAAACUAUAAAAAAACAAGAUUCACGUUUUAAUCUUCUAAUAUUUGUUAAAGUAAUAAUUAAAAUAAAACCAAUAUUGUUUGUAAUUUAUUAUAAAAUAUAAUUUUAAUUUACAGGGUUCUAUAUUAUUGUUAAAAUUAUUCUUGGCUGAAGGAAUGAUUGUGUGUCAAAAUUUAAUUAAACUUCGUACAAAAGAAGUGUCAAAAGUUUUGAAAAACCUUCAAGUUAUUACAAGAUAUAUACAAAAUAUUUGUAAUUACACUAAAGUAAGUUAUUUUGUUACAAAAAGUUAAUAAUAUAUAUUUUUGUAAAUUAAUACAAACAUCACAUUUAAGGUGGUUAAAGAUAAUGCACUGAGUAAUUGUUUACCAAAUAUAAGGGGUAUACUAGAAACCUUAAUAUUAAAAGUAAAAAAUUUAAUUGUCGUUAAUGGUUGUACUGAUGCAUUAUUUAUGGGCAUUAUGAAAAACAUAGAUAUUAAAGGAGAAGAAAUUUUAUCACAAGUAAUUGUUUAACUAUCAAAUGUAUAAGAAUAUAUAUGAUAUAUUUAUGAUUAUUUUUAUUUUUAGAAUGAUAGUGAUGACGAUGAAGAAGAUGAAGAUGAUAAUAUAAGUGAAGACAAAGACGAAGCAGACAAUUUAAUUAAACUUUUGGGCGAUGAUAAAACUCAAAACGAGGUUGAGGAAGAAGAUUCUGACAACUCUUCUAUAUUAUAAUUUAUUUAUGUGAAGUUCAUUUUUUUAUAUAUGAAACUAUAAACUUAUUUAUAUUUAUUUACUGCAUUUAAUUGCUCAAUAAUUCAGUUCAGUAUUUAUUCUAAAAAUGUCUUGUAAAACAUCUAAACAAAUAUUAGUAAGUGCUUAAUUUGUAAUAUAAUCAUUUCAUUGUGUUGUUAUUGGUCCAUUUUUCCUUUAAGAAAAAUUCUUUGUAG